UCAUAGGAAUAAGAAGUGUAAAGGCGCGGGGACUGCUCUGGGUGACCCAGGUGAUGGCGAGCUGUGCCCCCCUGAGCAGGCCCAGCUGCGGCCGGACUCGCUAAAAGCCUGCCCACAGCUCCCCUCCCUUCCUUCCCUGGCGGAAGCACUGGCAGAGGUCUCCUGCGGGGUUCCAUGGCUUCCCCGCUCCUGCCCCUGCCCGCCUGAGGCGGCCUUUGCAGCCAGCUGGCCUUCGCGCUUCCCUCUCAUCCCGGCCCCGGCAGCGGGAAGCCAGGCCCGCGAAAGCGCGGGCUCUGCCGGCCGCCGCAGGGAGCAGCCGUGUGCAUAAACAGGAGCGGGAGCGAAGGGCCCGCGCCGAGCAGGUGCCACCACUGCGCCCCGGGGCUGUGCCUGACCCCAGCGGGGACGGAGAGGUCCCGUCCGGGCCCCGGGCCAUGGAGCCGGGGCGCGGCCCCGGCGGGGCGGCCGCCGCCGCUGCAGGUGCUGGAAAGGCAUUCUGGAGCUCUUCUCCAGGCUUAGUAAAGUCAACUUUCUCAACCUGCAUUCAGAGGAGAGAAAUCAAAGGUGGAAGAGAAAAUCAAAUUUCUUAUUUGAAAAUAUCAAAACUAGCAUUGGCUUUUGCAAUUAUCCACUCAAAACCACCAGGGAAGAGUGCCAGAGAAUACACAGAGUACCUUGCCAGAACUGUACCUGAACAAGAUUUUGGAUGGAAAUGGAAAGCGGAAGUGCUGGAAGCUGAAGUUCUUCGAUUACGACAGGAACUUCUUCUGAACAGGAUCUCUCCAAGAUUCUGCUUGGAAAAUAGAAAACAGGAUGCCUCUGCUGAAACUGUUCUGGGUCAGGAAUCUAUAAACCCUACAAGUUACUCGAGCCAGCUAGAAGACUCUGGAUGCGAUGUAUGUAAUGACUCUGCAUUUGAUUCUUUGGGCAUAGCUUCAGAUUUUCCCCAAUCUGAGCAUAAUACCAACACUUCUAAACAUUGGUUGGAAAGAGUCCCCCCACUGGAUCUGUACCAUACUAGCAAGGAGCAAUCUGUGACUGCUGCAGUGCAUUUUUUGCAAAGUUUGCUUGAAAUAAGAAAACUGUCAGAAGGAGAAGUUCUUCAAGCAGAUUUCUCAGAGCUUGAGAAUGAUUCUUUCACCAUAAGCAAUUCAGUGUCUCAGCUGCUUGAUGGACUGACUGUUUUUUACAACAGUCCUAAAUUCCCAGCUCCAAGUUUCCUUACUGAAGGAGUUAGAGUUUUGAUCAGUUUGAUAACUGAUCCUAAGUUAUCUAAUCAUGUUUUGAAGAAGUGUUUCAAGAAGAUGGAAGAAUUUAAGAAAAAUCUAAUUCAAAUUAUUUUAAGAAAUAAGAGUGUCAAUAGGUUUCAGGCACUGGAUUCUGUAUCACAAACGCUGAGUUUGCUGGGAAGGAACAACAUACUAAGAAAUUCUUUAAUAUCACUUCUCCUAUCAGAAGUCCGUCAGUUUGCUGAGCAGUUGUUGCAGGCUCACCAGGUCCAGUCUGUGUAUGACAUCGACCAGUAUGAGAAUAUUUCUUUUUUGUGCAUGAUUCUGGAACAACUUCUUCAAAAUGAGACAGAAGAAAGUAAUGUUUCAAGCUCAGACUAUGGAGGAGAAGAAAAAAUCAAAUUUCUGAAGAACCUUGAUCAAAUUAUUCUUCAUCUCUCAGAUGAAUUCCCUUUGUUUUCUUUAUAUUUGUGGAGAGUGAGUGUUCUUUUGAACUCAGGUCAAAUGCAAAUUGAUUAAAACAAGCAGCCUACUUUUUAACCAUGUGUUUGUUGUGGGAUUGCAUUGGAAAAUUUUCGAGCCAGACAGGGAUAUUAUCCUUAUUGGAAAACAUUUACUUUAAACUACUUUUCUAUACAGCAGUUUCAGAGAUAAUGCAAUUUAUUUCCAAUUCUGAAUAUAGAAAAAAUGUAAUAACCCAGAUGCCAUUUUCAAUAAAUGCUGUUUCUUAUAACAGAAAGCAGUGUGUUGGUGUUUGUGCACACAGUGAAAAUGGAACAAAGAAAGUUGUUUCAGGUUCUGUUUAAAAUAAAUACCAUAAAUUUUCAAGUACAGUCAUCAUACAUGUGUAGAGCUUCCAAGUUAGGAGACCAAUACCUGUCCUUUAAGAGUUGUGUAGCUUCUUCAUGAUUUAGAGACACUGUCUGAAAUAGAAAUGUUUAUUUUAAACUUGGUAACUUAUCAGUACAGAUUUUUACAGGACAAACUUCGUUAGUGAUAAUCAAGUGAGUCAUUACUUGAGCAAAAUAGUAUCUGGUGCUCAGUUUCACAAAUUUCUUAUGUUCAUUGUAUACUGCUUGGCUUUACUUUUGUAAACUUGGCCUAAUUCACUCUGAGUUGAGUAAUGAUUUCAGAGGUCUAAUCUGAAGUGUAACUCAUUUAAUAGUUACUUUAAACCCUUCUGUUCAAAAUUAAUGAAUAUUGAUAAAAUCCCCUUUGGUAUAUUUAGGUAUUAUAUGAUAUUUAAUGAGUUUCUUCUAUGUAAUGAUAUUAUAUUCAUAGUAAUAAGUAAAGUAACAUAUUUUAACAGAAAUUAACUUAAAAGGUCUUUAAAGUGUGAGCUCAACAAUAUCUUAACUGAACUAUAGUCUUUGAUAAA
Molecule: messenger RNA, 2607 nt
Organism: Prinia subflava (tawny-flanked prinia)
Lineage: Eukaryota; Metazoa; Chordata; Aves; Passeriformes; Cisticolidae
Gene: MEI4
Product: meiotic double-stranded break formation protein 4
Exons: 6
Coding region: 435-1748 (437 amino acids)
Biological process (GO): DNA recombination; homologous chromosome pairing at meiosis; meiotic DNA double-strand break formation
Cellular component (GO): lateral element
Source: RefSeq, a predicted model, not a curated record